AAGUUAGCACUAGUCAUGAGGAUACUUCUACUUCUUGGAGCUACAUUCUUUUUCAGUGUUUCAAUAAAUGCUUAUGAGCAAUGUGAGAACGGUGGAACCCCAAUUAACUCAACGGCUUGUCAAUGUCCAGCAUUUGUAGCAGGAGAGAGAUGUGAAAUUGUGAAAUGUCAACGAUGGGGAAUACCGGAUAAGGAUCGUUGUGUCUGUGCUCCGGGAUGGUAUGACAAGUACUGUGGAAUCAGAGGAUGCAGGCCUCCAAAUGAGGGGAAUUUGGAUAACUCGAAGAGAAGUAUCAUAAUCGUUUUCAAUAUGAAAAGCUCGAUGGCUGAGCAACUAGAAACCCUGCGAAGUAAUUUUAAAGGAAUGGUGAAUUCAAUUACUCAAAAUUGGAAUAAAAAUAAGGAAUCUGAAAAUUGGAUUGCCAACUUUAUGUUCUACGGAUUUGUGCAACAAGGGCAGCAGUUGACGAUUACGAAAAACUUCACAGAGAGCCUUGAUGAAUUUUUGAACUUUUUGGGAUCUCUGAAACUUCAAGACGGAGAUACCAGUCAGCCCGUCCUAGCUGCAGUUAAAAACGCCCAACAAACAUUCCCACUGACAAAAUCCCAUUCUAUAGUUCUUGUAUUCACGGAUAGCCCAGCUUCUGAUGCAACACCAUGGUCACAUAGAUUUGAAGACAAGAAUCUGGAACAGUUGUGCUUGCAGAUUUCGUUUUUAUGGAGAUCUAAAGUAUCAUUCAUUUUAUCGCUUCCUUCUGGAACCGAUAGUUCUGUGGAUGGUGUGGAUGUUUAUAGAAGACUCUCAAUGUCAACCCACGGUGAUUAUUUGAAUGCGAACAAUGCAGAGGAAGUCAAAAAUAUUCUUACCACAGUUAUCUCUACAUAUUUCUUCCCAGAAAAUGUUGGAGUUGGUUUUGGAAUUGAAACGGUAACUUCAAUUGAACCAACUGCUGAUAACAUUAAUGAUUGGGUUUUUACAUUGUUCACAAAAGAUUUUGGGAGCAAGUAUGAGCUUCCAGAAGUCGCAGGAGCUACUUUGAUUUCAAAGGGGAAAAAUUACAAGCUAGUCGCCGGACAGAACAUGAAAGUUGUCAAUAUAACUUCCGUGGCAGGGCCUUACAACUACCGUACCUACCUCCAAUCUAAACACACACUUCUCUUCGAUUACAAUAGUGAUAUGAUGAUUGACGUUGGAAAUGGAAUUGUUCAUCUUGGCGUCACAAUGCAUUCAACUAUCCGAACUUUUGGUUUCCCCGAGUUCCAGAGCAUGUCUUAUCACAUCACUCAGGCAAAUGAUAAGCUAGUUCGUGAAGCCUACAUGGCUUUCAAGAGACCACAAGAGGAUUGCACUUUUGAAUGGGCGUUUGAUCCAUGGGUCAACACUAUUGAGUGUCCACCGGGACCUAUCACACAAGUGCAUUUGCUGAACUACGAUGGGUAUUACAAGGGAAGGGUGACUCCUGGAUAUUGCGAUGAGAUUGCUCACUACUCUCCUCAAAUCCAGGGAAACAUCGUGCCUGAUGUCCAGCGUAAUUUUGUUUUCGACCAUUCCCGAGCUAUCACUCAAUCAUGCCCGGUAACAAAUAUCAAUGCAAUCAAUGAUCCUCGCCUUGAGUCCCCGAAUCAGUUUAUUUUCAUUUUGGAGCAACAUUCCGGAAACAAAAAUAUCUAUACAACAUUGGCAGCUGAAAUCGAGAAAAUUGUGAAUCUUACUAAUCCAGUCACAGACAGUUCUUAUCAAAAAGAGUUCACACUGAUUGUUUUUAAUGAUGUCAAAUCUCGAGUAAUGUUCAGUGCCUACAAUCCAUUGAAUUUCAUUAAAAGUUUCCGAACAGUUAUUAAUGAACUUGAAUAUGUGAACCAAUUGGAAAGCUCGUUGGGAUUACUGUCAAUUGUGCAAGCUCAAAAGCAAAACAUCAAGCCCGUUUCUCAAGUGUACUAUUUCACAAACCAAGCGACCAAAACUGUAGCGCAAGUUAACCGGGGAUGGGAUAUUAUUGAUAGAAAUAUCGAGUUCAAUUUCUUCACUAUUGCCGAUGGUGUGACUACAGAAAUAUUUUCUCUUCCGACUGAGUUGAAUCUUGUUCAGAAAAUGAGCAACGGAAGACUUGUGACGCUAGGUUCAAAUGAAAAAACUCUUGUGAACCUGUUUGCUGACAUCAUGACUAUGAAUGCACUCACCACUGAUAACCAGAACUACGACUGUCAUUUGGCUCCUUAUAUAAACAAUGCUUUCGUUGAAAAGAACUCUGCAGCUACAGUAUUCCAAUUUAUUGGAACUGGAAUCAAGGAUAUUUCCAUCACUGACGCGUCUGGAAAAUCAGUUUCAGUAGAUUCUAACACUCGAUUCCAAAAUGGGAAUUUCAAAUCUAUUAACAUCGACUCUUCAACUUACACCCCUGGAACUUGGAAGGUUUCCGUGUCCACUUCAAGCGGUGGAUGCCAACUUUCAGUCAGACAAAAGUCGGCAACUGGAGUUAUACUUGGGUUCACUAAAACAAAUGACUUGGAUAUUGUAAACUCCCAGAUUCCCAUUCAGAGAUCACUGUCAUCUGAUAAUUCUCCAAUGUAUGUUCCCAUUCGAAUCAGACAACAGAAAGAUUUGGAGAUUAAGUUGAACUAUCAAUUAGAAAUUCAACUGGUUGACACAUCUCGAUACGACCAACCUAUCAGCUAUCAGAACACCACCAUCUUAAGCCGUGACUCUUCCACAUGUUCCUACAACUACAUUACUCCUCAAAUCACAAUUCCUCGGAACGACGUGACUUCUUGGAUAUUGACCAGCUAUGAUGAUGAAAAUAAUUUGAUUCUUCGAAGAAUUGUCUACUAUUAUCAGCACUCACCAGCAGAUACCUCUGUCUGUCAUGGAGAACAAGUCGAUAAAUAUGGUCAAUGUGUUUGUCCUGAAAGAUACACUGGAGAAUACUGCUGGGAUAGAAUAUGUGCAUCGGGUGCAACUCUCUCGUAUGGAAUUUGUAGUUGCUCUUCGGGAUUUUAUGAGCCACUAGCCACUAGCCACUAGCCGCUAGCCACUGGGAAGACGUGACAGAUGACAUUGAUGAACCGGAAAGAAGAAGACAAAGUUUGAAAACUCUCCUAGGAGAUGUGUAAACUCGCUUUCACAACACCCACGUUCAUUCAAGAUCUCACCAAGGACCAACUUCUCCAGUUGGUAGAGGCACAGAGCAAGGAGUUGACACUGAUGGAGACUCAAAAAGAUGAAGCCAUCAAGCGGGCCAAAUUGCUGAAACAUGAGCUCGGGCAAUCUGGAAAUGUGGGAAUUGUAGAAUUCUACAGACGCGCUGUAAUGUUUAUGGAAAAUCAACUGAUUGAAAAAGAUGCAGUGAUUGAAAAAAAUAAUCAUGUUAUAGCUAUCAAUGGAGCAAAAAUCGAGGACAAUAAGAAGAGGAUUCAAGAAGAAAUGUGGAAGAAGGUGAAGGUAUUGGAAGAUGCUUUUGAUGAAAAAGUUGAAGAGAAUAAUGAGGUCAUCAAAAACCAGAAGGAAAGUAUCGACAAGAUGCGCAUUUCGAGAACAGAAACAUCAGAGGAGCACAAGGAAUUGGUCAAGAAGAUCAAUCAAAAAAUGAAAGAUACGGAGACAGCUUGUAGAAGAUAUGAGGCCAACACGACGCAUCUAACUGCUGAACUCCAUCAGACCAAAGAAACUCUUCAACUUGUGGAGAAAUCUCUGAAAAUGCAGACAAACUGGAUUGACACUUUCCUAUUCGAACAUUCUAAAAUGAUUAGUGAAGUAUGGGUGACUAAUCAGAAGAUGGCAGUGCAAUCGAAACAAUCUGAAGAUCAGCUGGAAGUCUUGAAAAAGAAGAAAGACGUUUUGAAAGCUAAGCAGGCUGCGCAAGAGUUGGAAUUGGAGAAUUUGAGACUGAGACUGAGAGACGUGGAAAGUCUCGGAGAACUUUUCUAAAUCAUGAAUAUAUUUAAUAUGUGAUGUUUUUUAUUCAUUUUUGUAAUAAAAUUUUUU
This is a messenger RNA of Caenorhabditis elegans, 3981 nucleotides long. RefSeq names its product EGF-like domain-containing protein (gene C05D12.3). The record is from RefSeq and is marked reviewed. The transcript is spliced from 16 exons. NCBI's taxonomy places the organism in Eukaryota, Metazoa, Nematoda, Chromadorea, Rhabditida, Rhabditidae. Bases 16 to 3021 code for a protein of 1001 amino acids.